Molecule: messenger RNA, 3102 nt
Organism: Jaculus jaculus (lesser Egyptian jerboa)
Lineage: Eukaryota; Metazoa; Chordata; Mammalia; Rodentia; Dipodidae
Gene: Rab11fip4
Product: RAB11 family interacting protein 4
Exons: 15
Coding region: 1-1917 (638 amino acids)
Biological process (GO): regulation of cytokinesis; endocytic recycling
Cellular component (GO): recycling endosome membrane; midbody; cleavage furrow
Molecular function (GO): calcium ion binding
Source: RefSeq, a predicted model, not a curated record
AUGGCGGGCGGCGCGGGCUGGGCGGGCGCCCCCGCCGCUCUGCUGCGCUCCGUGCGCCGCCUGCGCGAGGUGUUCGAGGUGUGCGGCCGCGACCCCGACGGCUUCCUGCGCGUGGAGCGCGUCGCGGCGCUCGGACUGCGCUUCGGCCAGGGCGAGGAGGUGGAAAAACUUGUAAAAUAUUUGGAUCCCAACGACCUGGGGAGAAUCAACUUCAAGGACUUUUGCCGUGGAGUGUUCGCCAUGAAAGGGUGCGAGGAGCUGCUCAAGGAUGUGCUGUCCGUGGAGCAUGCAGGGACCCCGCCUUGUGCUCCAGAGAUCCCCAACUGCAUGGAGCAGGGCAGCGACGUCUGUGGCUUGACCUUUGCUGAUGGCGAGCUCCUCCCUAGGGAGCCUGGCUUCUUUCCUGAUGAGGAGGAGGAGGCGAUGACACUGGUCCCACCUGAAGGCCCCCUGGAAUCAGACAUGGACAGCCCCAUGGAGAGCAGCCAGAGCCUGGAGGGUUGUGUCGGAAGUCCCUGUGAUGAGAAGGAGCACAGGUUGGGCAGCCUGUUCCUGCCAGAGGACAAAUCGCUGAUCCACACUCCAUCCAUGACCACAUCAGACCUCUCCACACACUCCACCGCCUCUCUCAUCAGCAACGAGGAGCAGUUUGAAGACUACGGGGAGGGGGAUGAUGUGGACUGUGCCCCCAGCAGCCCCUGUCCUGAUGAUGAGACAAGAACCAAUGUCUACUCAGAUCUGGGGUCUUCAGUGUCUUCCAGUGCGGGGCAGACCCCAAGGAAGAUGCGGCAUGCUUACAACAGUGAGCUGCUGGACGUGUACUGCUCUCAGUGCUGCAAGAAGAUCAACCUGUUGAAUGAUUUAGAGGCCCGGCUGAAAAAUCUAAAGGCCAACAGCCCCAAUCGGAAGAUCUCAAGCACAGCCUUUGGACGGCAGCUCAUGCACAACAGCAACCUCAGCAGCAGUAAUGGCAGCACCGAGGACCUGUUCCGGGACAGCAUCGACUCCUGUGACAAUGACAUCACGGAGAAGGUGAGCUUCCUGGAAAAGAAGGUGACAGAGCUGGAGAAUGACAGCCUGGCCAGCGGGGACCUGAAGAGCAAGCUGAAGCAGGAGAAUACGCAGCUGGUGCUCAGGGUGCACGAGCUGGAGGAGAUGGUGAAGGAUCAGGAGACCACGGCAGAGCAGACGCUGGAGGAGGAGGUCCGGCGACACCGGGAGGCCUACAGCAAGCUGGAGCGGGAGAAGAGCACGGAGCUGGAACUGCUCAACACCAGGGUGCAGCAGUUAGAAGAAGAAAAUGCUGACCUGAGAACCACAGUGACACGGCUCAAGUCUCAAACAGAGAAACUGGAUGAGGAGAGGCAGCGCAUGUCUGACAGGCUGGAGGACACGAGUCUUCGGCUCAAGGAUGAGAUGGAUCUGUACAAACGCAUGAUGGACAAACUGCGGCAGAACCGCCUUGAGUUCCAGAAGGAGCGGGAAGCCACACAGGAGCUCAUCGAAGACUUGCGGAAGGAGCUGGAACACCUACAGAUGUACAAGCUGGACUGCGAGAGGCCAGGCAGGGGUCGCAGUUCGUCAUCCGGCCUUGGCGAGUUCAACGCCAGAGCUCGUGAGGUAGAACUUGAGCAUGAGGUCAAGCGACUAAAGCAGGAGAAUCACAAGCUGCGGGAUCAGAACGAUGACUUGAAUGGGCAGAUCCUGAGUCUCAGCCUCUAUGAAGCAAAGAACCUCUUUGCCACCCAGACCAAAGCCCAGUCUCUAGCUGCAGAAAUUGACACAGCCUCUCGUGAUGAGCUAAUGGAAGCCCUAAAGGAGCAAGAGGAGAUCAACUUCCGACUGAGGCAGUACAUGGACAAGAUUAUCCUGGCCAUCCUGGACCAUAACCCCUCCAUCCUGGAGAUCAAACACUGAGCCAGGGCUGGCUGCAGAGCAGCCCCAGGGCCUGGGACCCAGGGGCAGGCCUACCUGAGGGUGAAGAUGGAUACCAAGCCCCAUGCUCAUGCUGUAAAUGUACCUCUGGCCACCCCGCCUGUGUGCUAUAUGCUGGUGUAUAUCUGAGAGACCAUGUGCAUGCAGGUGAGGGACGAGCUUGAGGCUGUGGCUGUGGGUGGCAGCCUCACGUGGGCUGCAUGUGCACUUGACAACCCUUGGUGAGGGGCGGGAGGGACUGCAAGUGGGAGGGGCACGAUCUGCCCUCAUGAACUACUGGAGUGACAAGGACUGAAAGUGUGCAUCUGGAUACCGGAUAAAAUGGUUCUGCCUCUAGAGUAAGGGUGGGAAAAGGCUCUCAGGAGAUGGGUUCGUCCUCCCCCACAGUGGGACCAGGGCUGUGCUCUUCUCCAGAGUUUGGCGCCCUCAUCAGCCUCACUGGCCAUCUUUCAAGCCCAGGUGUUUAAGCUUGGGGAGGAGGAAAACGUGGUGGUGGGGGAGCAGGGACAGCUGUGCAGCCCCCUGGGAUGCAGGUGAAUGGGGCCCAGCAGACUUAGUGGGCCUUCGGGCAGAUCCUUGGGGUUUUCAUGCCCUCUGCAUCACUACUCUCCCAACUGCCCUUUCCAGUUUGGCUUGGUUUUGUUUUGAAGCAAAUAUAAGCAGUAUUCACUUGUGGGUAAAAUGAAGGCCGUAAAGAAGGCUGGGAUAGGAGUGCCCAAGGCAGGUGUCAACAGUGGGUAUCAAAGAACUGACUUCUUGGUAAGGUCAUGGCUUCCUUGCCCCACAGACAGCUGGGAACUAUCACCAGCUUUGGCUCCGCACCACCAGAUGAGGGCAGCCUUUGAAAGGAUUUCUGAAUCCUCACUUGGGCUCCACUGAGGAGGUAGCCAGUCCCGUCAUCCCAGCUUUCAGACACACACCUGAAUCUGGUCCCUAGCCAGGGAGCAGACACUGUACUGGUCAGAGGUGCAUUAGAACAGUGCAGAGAAACUUCAGUCUUCCAUACUUUGGACACAUGGUGGGAAUUCACCCCAUGGAUUUUUUAAAUGUGAUCUUUUAUUCUAGUCAUUUGGAAGUAGAUACGGUACUUCCCUUCAUCUCAGUUUUAUAUGGUUCAUGACUCAUUCCCUUACCCCAAAUCUAUAAACACGUACGGUCUUACUCGUU